UUGCUCCCUUCGUGGUCCGGACGCUCGCUCGGGGGCCGGGGCUGAGACCCCCGCUUCACUGGGACCCCCGCCUUCGCUCAGCUCUCGCUCGGGACCAUGACCUCUGAGGUGGCGCGGCACCUGCUCUAUCAGUCUCACAUGCCAACAAAAACAACUUGUCUGUCCUCACAAGUAUCUGAUGAUGAACAGAAACAAAAAAAAGAAAAUAUUCGUUCUUUAACUAUGUCUGGCCAUGUUGGUUUUGAGAGUUUGCCUGAUCAGCUGGUCAAUAGAUCCAUUCAGCAAGGCUUCUGUUUUAAUAUUCUCUGUGUGGGGGAGACUGGAAUUGGAAAAUCAACGCUGAUUGACACAUUGUUUAACACUAAUUUUGAAGACCAUGGAUCCUCACAUUUUUACCCACAUGUUAGACUUAAAGCCCAGACAUAUGAACUCCAUGAAAGUAAUGUUCGAUUGAAAUUGACCAUUGUGAAUACAGUAGGAUUUGGUGACCAAAUAAACAAAGAAGAGAGCUACCAACCGAUAGUUGACUACAUAGAUGCUCAGUUUGAGGCCUAUCUCCAAGAGGAGCUGAAGAUCAAGCGCUCUCUCUUUAACUACCACGAUUCUCGCAUCCAUGUGUGCCUCUACUUCAUCUCCCCUACAGGUCACUCUCUGAAGACACUGGAUCUCUUAACAAUGAAGAGCCUUGACAGCAAGGUGAACAUUAUACCAGUGAUUGCCAAAGCAGAUGCAAUUUCUAAAGCUGAAUUACAGAAGUUUAAGAUCAAGCUCAUGAGUGAAUUGGUUAGCAACGGUGUUCAGAUAUAUCAGUUUCCAACAGACGAUGAAACUAUUGCUAAAAUCAAUGCUUCAAUGAAUGGACAUUUGCCGUUUGCUGUUGUAGGAAGUACGGAUGAGGUAAAAGUUGGAAAUAAGAUGGUCAAAGCUCGCCAGUACCCUUGGGGUGUUGUACAAGUGGAAAAUGAAAAUCACUGUGACUUUGUAAAGCUCCGGGAAAUGCUCAUUUGUACAAACAUGGAAGAUCUGCGAGAACAGACCCACACUAGGCAUUAUGAACUUUACAGGCGUUGCAAACUGGAAGAAAUGGGCUUUACAGAUGUGAGCCCAGAGAAUAAGCCACUCAGUCUUCAAGAAACCUAUGAAGCCAAAAGACAUGAAUUUUAUGGUGAACGUCAGAGGAAGGAAGAAGAAAUGAAGCAGAUGUUUGUGCAGCGAGUAAAGGAGAAAGAAGCCAUAUUGAAAGAAGCUGAAAGAGAGCUGCAGGCCAAAUUUGAACACCUCAAAAGAGUUCACCAAGAAGAGAGAAUGAAGCUUGAAGAGAAGAGAAGACUCUUGGAAGAAGAAAUAAUUGCUUUCUCAAAAAAGAAAGCUACCUCAGAGAUAUACCAGAACCAGUCCUACAUGGCAUCGGGCAGCAACCUGAAGAAGGACAAGGACCGUAAGAACUCCAAUUUUAUGUAAAACAAAGGUUCCAGAUCACAGAAGGUCAUCACAAGCAAAAAUUAUUAAAAUGUUAGAAGUAUA
Molecule: messenger RNA, 1524 nt
Organism: Leptonychotes weddellii (Weddell seal)
Lineage: Eukaryota; Metazoa; Chordata; Mammalia; Carnivora; Phocidae
Product: septin-10
Molecular function (GO): GTP binding
Source: RefSeq, a predicted model, not a curated record